CCCACUCACUCAUUCCCCAAUUUCAAAAAUCAAAAAAUUAAACAAAAAUCCAUUCUCUCUCUCUCCCUCUCCCUCUCCUUCUCUCUCUCUCUCUAAACUUCAUUCGUCUCCUUUAGAGAAGGGAGAGGAGGAGAAAAAUGGCGGUGUCUAGGGUUUUCGCCGGAGUUCUGGUCAUGUUCACGGUUGUUCUCACCUUAGUUCCGCCGCGCGUCGAGGCGCAAUCUAUGGCCCCUGCUCCGGCUCCUGUCAGUGACGGCACUUCAAUUGACCAAGGGAUUGCAUAUAUCUUGAUGCUGCUGGCCUUGGUUCUCACAUAUCUCAUUCACCCCUUGGAUGCCUCUUCCUACAACUUCUUCUGAGCACUGAAUUGAAGUAGUAGGCAACGCACAGGGGAAUGGGAUUCUAUCAAUUAGUGGUGUAGUGUUCCCCCCUCCUUUUGUCUGCAAUCUUUCUCUGUGUUUCUUCAGAUAUUCUUUUGCUGCAACAUUUCUGAUUUUGCAGUUUUCUCUUGUAAUUGUCUUUUAUCUUUUAGUUUGGGAUCCCAUUUCAUUUGUUCUCC
Molecule: messenger RNA, 559 nt
Organism: Diospyros lotus (date-plum)
Lineage: Eukaryota; Viridiplantae; Streptophyta; Magnoliopsida; Ericales; Ebenaceae
Product: arabinogalactan protein 41
Exons: 2
Coding region: 138-359 (73 amino acids)
Source: RefSeq, a predicted model, not a curated record